Mauremys mutica (yellowpond turtle) is the source of this 2189-nucleotide messenger RNA. RefSeq names its product rac GTPase-activating protein 1-like. The transcript has 16 exons. The record is from RefSeq and is a predicted model, not a curated record. Lineage: Eukaryota; Metazoa; Chordata; Testudines; Geoemydidae. Bases 59 to 1948 code for a protein of 629 amino acids. Gene Ontology annotation, biological process: signal transduction.
CCGGCAGCCGCGUUGUGAGCAGCGCCCCGGGGACCCCCGGUCCGGUCCGCCCGGCCCCAUGGCGCGGGAGCGCGGCGGGCCCCUCCUGGCCCAGCUGGCCCGGCUCGCCCGGCUCCUGGAGCUGAGCUGCGACGUGGAGGAAGACUGCAGCCGCGUCGCCCGCGGGUUCGAGUCCUGCCGCCAGAGGUGCUGCCGCCUGGGACUGGACCUGGGCCGGGCCCGCGAGCAGCUGCUGGCGGCGGAGAGCGAGUGCUCGGCGCUGCGGGUGAAGCUGAAACACGCGCGCAACCAGGUGGAGGUGGAGAUGGGGAAGCGGCACCGGGCGGAGGCGGAGCUGGAGAAGCAGGAACGGAAGCUGCAGCUGAUCUGUGACUUCCUGAUGCAGGAAUCCCCCAGCGCCGCCCUGAGCGAGGGGCAGCGCUCGGCCCUGGCCCUGCUGGAGGGGCCCCGGCUGGGCACGGCCCUGGCGCCAGGGAGCAGGCUGUCCGCAGUGAACGAGUCGCGCACCUCGCUCACGUCCCAUUCCGACAUCAGCUACGACCGCACCGAGGACGACGUGGACUUGGACGUGACGGUGGUGAAACCCCUGAAGCGCAAGUCCCAGGAGCGCCCGCGCUCGUCUCUGGCCCCCCUGAUCGGCCCCGUGGUCCCCGCAAAGCGCUCGCGCCACCGGGUGCUGCCAGCCGCCAGCGCGAGUGAGGCCCCGGGGACCCUCCCAGCGGGGGCCGUUGCUGAAGACCGAGGCCGGGACCGGAGCCUGCUGCCCGCGGCCGUGGUGCCAGUGCUGGGCCGACGCUCGCGCCAGGGCCGACGCCUCUCCACGCUCACAGAGCUGACCACGGUGUGGGGGAGCAGUGAGGACUCGGACACCCGCCCGGAGAGUGGGGCAGGGCUGGAGCCCAGGGGGCUGGACCCCUUCCUCUCCCCCCCACAGGAGGUGCCGCCGCCCCAGCACCUCUUCACUUCCAAAACGGUGAUCCGCCCCGAGUCCUGCUCCGUCUGCGGCUCCCGCGCCCGCUUCGGGCGGGUGGUGCUGCGGUGCCGGCAGUGCCACCUGCUGCUGCACCCCGAGUGCCGCGGGCGCUGCCCCGGCCUCUGCACCCCUGGCCCCCGGCCCCGGCCCCGGGAGGGCGUCCUGGCCGACUUCGCGCCCCCCACGGCCCCCCUGGUGCCCGCCCUGGUGGUGCAGUGCGUCAGCGAGGUGGAGCGCAGGGGCCUGACGGAGACAGGGCUGUACCGGGUGCCCGGCGCGGAGCCGCUGGUGCGGGAGUGGAAGCAGAAGCUGCUGCGGGCCAAGGGGGCGCUGCCCUCGCUGGGCCGCGUGGGCGACGUGCACGUGGUCUGUGGGGUGCUCAAGGACUUCCUGAGGGGCCUCAAGGAGCCGCUGGUCACCUUCCACCUGCACCCCGUCUUCCUGCGGGCCGCCGACAUCCCGGACGAGGCCGCCUGCCAGGCAGCCCUGUGCCACGUGGUGAGCAAACUGCCCCCCGCCAACCGGGAGACGCUGGCCUUCCUCAUGCUGCACCUGCUGAGGGUCGCUCAGAGCCCUGAGUGCAGGAUGGACGAGCUGAACCUGGCCCGCAUCUUCGGGCCCACGCUGGUGGGGCACAGCACGAGCAGCCCCACACCCCUGGCCAUUCUGGAGGACACGCCACAGCAGUGCAAGGUGAUGGCUCGUCUCCUGUCGCUGCCCCCCGAGUUCUGGAGGCGCUUUGUGGGGAUGGAGCUGGAGAAUCUGGUGCCCGCGGCCACGAGCGACCCCCUGGCGCUGGACAAACGGGAGCGGCUCUUCCGCCCCCUCUCGUCCCCCGAGGUGAACUCGACUCAGCUGAGCCCGACCGGCUGCUGCCUCCCUGACCCACGGCGGAGCUGCGUGGGCACCGCGGGCACGGGCCUGCAGGUGCUGGGCUCCAGGAAGACGGGCCGGUUCUUCCCCUCCCUGCUGUAGGCCCUGGACGGCUCCCCCCACGGCUCCGAGGGGGAGGGGACGGGCAGCCGGGGGGCAGGGACAGUGUCUGAGCCUGGGGUGGGACCGGGGGGCAGGCGCCAGCGCUCGCUGCACGGGGUGCUGGAGGGAACAUGCACCAGAGCUGUGGGUCCCUGCCCCAGGGCGGGGUGGCUGGGCUGAGCUGGGGGUCUGGCUCCCCCACUCCUGCUGUCCUGAGGAGCAGCGUGAUGAGGGGGCAGCC